AUUAGAGAGAAGAGAGGCUUUGUACAGUUUCAAUUAAUUUGUUUACAUUUUACAAAUCAACAUUCUUAAAGAAACGAAAUAAAUAAAAAAAUAUAAUAUAAGGCGAUUUGAAUUAAACAAAAACUAAAUAAAUAUAAAAUUUAAACUAAAUUAAAUAAAAAGCAAUAUGGUGGUGUUAAAUUCUUGCUGGUCUCCUAUUAUAUGGUCGAACAAUGUUAAGACAGGCAGCUAUGCGGUGGCAGCUUAUACGGCUGCUCUUUCGGUGGUUAUGAUUACAAUGGUGAUUUAUAUGUUGUCUGGUGGUGAAUCUUCUCAGUUAUAUUCUCCAUUAUUUGAAACUGACAUACGCAGCUCCAUGCCCAUAGUGGGUGGCUUCUUCAUAUUUUAUUUUGUUUUAAUUAUUGUAGCCUCCUUUUUAGUGGUAUAUGGCAUUAAAAUAAGUGUCAGAGGCUGGCUUUUACCUUGGUUAAUCGUAGUGGGUGUUGCUAUAUGUUUCCAACUGAUUUUUGGUUUAUGGCUUAUAGGUGGCUACUACAUUUAUCUGGAUCAAACCUUUUCCGCUUUAAUAAACUUCUGCUGGAUGGCCUAUAAUUUCUAUUGUUGGCUGUGUGUUUUCUCGCAGUAUCAAAUCUUUUUACAUAUUCAAAAUCCCAAUAUUGAGCUGUUAAUGCCUUAAUCAUUUGAAUUGCAAAAAUUCCAGUUUUGUUCAAAUUAUUUUAGUUAAUCCAUAAUUAUUUUGCAUAUAGGCAUUUCAAUGACACAUUUUCAGUGUAAAUUGCAAUUGUAACUUAGUAUUUUUUAUUAACAUUUAAAACAAUUAAGACUAUAUAUUUUUUUUAAAACAUUCCGUCCAUUUAAUGUGAAAAUAUAAUAAAAUAAGUUGCGUGGCCUUUAACAUGUCAUAGUGUUCCAAAAUCUUAUUAAUAUGUAUGCAAUUGUAGUUUUUAUAAAAAUUACUUAUAGUAAAGUAUAUUAUAUUAAAAUAUAAAAUUUACAAUUAAAAAAA
Calliphora vicina (urban bluebottle blowfly) is the source of this 1006-nucleotide messenger RNA. It is a transcript of the gene pasi1, whose product is annotated as pasiflora 1. Bases 167 to 676 code for a protein of 169 amino acids. The record is from RefSeq and is a predicted model, not a curated record. NCBI's taxonomy places the organism in Eukaryota, Metazoa, Arthropoda, Insecta, Diptera, Calliphoridae. The transcript has 6 exons.